UCAAGGGCACAUCAGAUGCUAACUUCCAAAACCCUAACCUUUUUGUUCUCUCCCCCUCACUCCCUCUUCUUACCAUACAGAGGAAAAGGCUAGGGUUUUAGCCAAUUACGCAGAGAGACUGCUAGGGUUAGGAUUUCUUUUGUUUCUCCUCCGACUGAGUGAAGAUGGUGGUGGACAAGGGUAAGAAGAUGAAAGUAGCAGAAAAAAGUGAAGACGAUAACAACCACCCUGACCAAAUUGAUGGAGACCUCGUCCUCUCGAUCGAAAAGCUCCAGGAGAUCCAAGAUGACCUCGAAAAGAUCAAUGAGGAGGCAAGUGAUAAGGUCUUGGAAGUAGAGCAAAAGUAUAAUGAGAUACGUAAGCCAGUUUAUGAUAAGCGGAGUGAGAUCAUCAAAUCUAUUCCUGAUUUCUGGGUAACUGCGUUCUUAAGCCAUCCUGCUCUUGGCGAGCUUCUGAGUGAAGAGGAUCAAAAGAUAUUCAAACAUUUGACUUCCUUGGAAGUGGAGGAUUUUAAGGAUGUGAAGUCAGGCUACUCUAUCACAUUUAACUUCGAGCCAAAUCCAUUUUUUGAAGACACAAAGCUUGUGAAGUCUUUCACUUUCCUUGAAGAGGGAAGCACAAAAAUUACUGCUACAUCAAUCAAGUGGAAGGAAGGCAUGGGCAUACCUAAUGGAGUAAAUCAUGACAAGAAAGGGAACAAGCGACCUUUUGCCGAUGAUGGCUUCUUUAGCUGGUUUAGUGAUACUCAACAAAAGGAUGAAAUGGAUGAAAUUCAUGAUGAGAUUGCUGAGAUAAUCAAAGAGGAUCUGUGGCCCAAUCCCCUUAAUUAUUUUAAUACUGAGGCUGAUGAAGAGGAUUUGGAUGGUGAGGAGGCUGAUGAAGAGGGAAAGGAUGGUGAUGACUCUGACGAGGAGGAAGAUGAUGACGAAGACGAUCAGGAUGAAGAUGAUGAGGAUGAAAAAUGAAAAGGCCGACAAAUAAUGCCUCCGGUUGAGCAAAUUACUUCUGUCAGCCAGGACUCUCUGGCAUAAAUGAACUGGUGUAAAGUUUUCUGGUGUUUUACUUAUGUCAACUGAUAGAGGAGAGCAUCCGACCUCUACUGUUAUGAUAGCUUUCUAUCUCAUAUAGGCGACUAAACGGGAUAAUUAGCAAAUUACUUGGUUUACUUUUAGUCAAAGGUGAUACGUUUUGGUUUUCUAUGGGGUUAUUUUGUGUUUCUUACCUGCUGCUGCUUGUCAGGUCUCUUAGAUUAAAAUGGUAGUCUUAUUUUUUGUUUCUGGAAAACUUUAUCGAUGAGAAAGAAGUAAAUGAGUUAUGUUUUAAAUGCAAA
Molecule: messenger RNA, 1330 nt
Organism: Tripterygium wilfordii
Lineage: Eukaryota; Viridiplantae; Streptophyta; Magnoliopsida; Celastrales; Celastraceae
Product: NAP1-related protein 1-like
Exons: 10
Coding region: 165-965 (266 amino acids)
Biological process (GO): nucleosome assembly
Cellular component (GO): chromatin; nucleus
Molecular function (GO): histone binding; chromatin binding
Source: RefSeq, a predicted model, not a curated record